AUGCCUCAAGUUGCUGCAGAAGCAUCACUAUCAUGGGAAGAAACGAAAGAAGUUUCAGAAUAUAUAAAACAUCACGGCAUUCUCCAGUUUAUUAAUUUGUACAAAAAAUACAAGGACAGAAGAGAUGAUGAGUUUAAAUGGGGAGAUGAGAUAGAGUACAUGAUUGUCAAGUUCGAUGAUGAGGAAAAAACAGCGAAGACGUUAUUUGACUCGCAUAAUUUGAUGCCGAAGCUCAAUAGAAAAGAACUCGUCGACCCAGAGACAGCGAAUUGUCUAUGGAGUUAUGAGUACAGUUCGUAUCAGAUCGAAUCAAAGCCUGGAAAACCUUACGGCGGAUCAUUGGCGGAGUUCAAUAAAGUUGAGUCGAAUAUGCUGAGCCGAAGAAUUGAAGCGAGGGAGUUGUUGAAGCCCGACGAAAGACUUUUGACGAUUACUUCGUUUCCAAGAUUGGGGUGUAGUAACUUUUGUUACCCGGCUGCAAAACCGACACCGGAGGAAGGAAUUAAUGCUAGUUUAUUUCUUCCCGAUGAAGCUAUAUGUCAAGGGCUUGACAGGAUGCGAGCCAUACCAAUAAGUGUCAAAUUGCGUCGAAAUGAAGGAUUGUCGAUUAAUAUCCCAAUUUACAGAGACAAAAACGUCGCAAAACCAUUAAAAGAAGACUUGGUGGCUUUAGGAAGUGAUCAAAAAUGUCAAAGAGAAGCUAAAGAUAAUCAUAUUUAUAUGGAUGCAGUGGGUUUUGGAUUGGGCUGUUGUUGUGUACAAACGACGUUGCUUGGUCGUGAUAUAACACAAGCACGAGAAUUGUAUGAUCAACUUACUCCAUUUACUGCGGUUAUGGUCGCUUUGACGGCAGCAGCUCCUGCGUUCCGUGGCUAUCUUGCGGAUGUUGAUAGUAGAUGGAUUGCUACUACAGACUCGGUAGAUGACAGAACAAGAGGAGAAAGAGGUCUUGAGCCUCUGAAAGACGGCGAGAGGUUAACGCGGAAUGGGAGAAACGGAUCAGUUGAGUGGUAUCUCAGCGACGAGGGUCAGAGAUACAACGAUCUCCCGCUGGAGUAUGAUGAUGGAUUGUUGAAAGUACUGAUGGAUAAUGGAGUUGACAAAGCUCUCGCGCAGCAUGUUGCCCAUCUUUUUACAAAAGACCCUAUAACAAUCUUGUCGACCCAGAUAUAUGUAGACGACGAAAAAUGCUCAGAUUGUUUUGAUAGUAUUCAAGGAACAACCUGGAGAUCGAUAAGAUUCAAACCGCCACCGGCUAAUUCGGACAUCGGCUGGCGAGUUGAGUUCCGUCCGAUGGAUAUUCAAAUUACAGACUUUGAGAAUGCCGCGGCAGUCUGUUUUAUCAUUUUACUGGCAAAGGUUAUCGUCCACUUCAAUUUGAAUACUUUGAUACCACUGAGUAAAGUUGAAGAAAAUAUGAUGAGAGCGCAGAAACGUGACGCCGUAAAUAAGGAAAAAUUGUGGUUCCGCAAGGACACCACGUCCCAUGCCACAGACCAACCGAUCGACCAAGAGUACGGGGAAUUCUCACUAAAUGAAAUAAUAAAUGGAAAGCAAGGCCACUUUAUCGGUAUCAUACCCCUGAUAAAUUCUUACAUUGACAGCUGUAAUGUUGACACUGAAACUCGCAAUACAAUCCAACGAUUUUUGGAUCUCUUUGGUGGACGUGCCUCCGGUAAACUUUUAACCGACGCUGCUUGGAUGCGAAAACAAAUAAUCAAUCACCCGGACUACAAAGAAGACGCAGUAGUUUCCGAGCGUAUCAAUUACGAUCUGCUGAAGUCAAUCGACCUAAUCGCCCAUGGUCAUCAACCAUGUCCAGAUUUAUUUGGCUCUCAUUUACUCCCGAAAAUACCUUAAAUAAAUAUACUGUCAAUAUUUAAAUAUCAACAACUAGUUACACAUAAUCACGUAAGAAAUUGACAUAAAACAAAUUCUGUAAAAAAAGUACCCCAUUGUAUUUUUUGUAAAUAAUCAAUUGCAUAAAUUGAUUACUGAUUCCAAUAAAGACUAAAAGAAAAAUUCUGCGAUCAAUUAUAUGUUUACACAAAUGCGUUAAACAGUUAUAACACGUCCUAAUUCUCUAUGUAAUGCAAAUAUUUUACUUUUUUAUUAAUGUCUAAAUG
Molecule: messenger RNA, 2126 nt
Organism: Microplitis mediator
Lineage: Eukaryota; Metazoa; Arthropoda; Insecta; Hymenoptera; Braconidae
Product: glutamate--cysteine ligase-like
Exons: 6
Coding region: 1-1860 (619 amino acids)
Biological process (GO): glutathione biosynthetic process
Cellular component (GO): glutamate-cysteine ligase complex
Molecular function (GO): glutamate-cysteine ligase activity
Source: RefSeq, a predicted model, not a curated record